Messenger RNA from Musa acuminata subsp. malaccensis (wild Malaysian banana), 827 nucleotides. Lineage: Eukaryota; Viridiplantae; Streptophyta; Magnoliopsida; Zingiberales; Musaceae. The record is from RefSeq and is a predicted model, not a curated record.
UCGCUUCUCCAAAUCGUAGCCUGAGAACCGCGGCCUCGCAGGGGCGGUAACUAGGGCGGCGGUCUGUGUCCUCUCUCUUCCAUCGUCGGCGACGUCGUGCAUCGCCCUUCCAUCUCUCCCUUUGGUGCCUUUUCAAAGGUUAUCAGAAAUGGAACCAGCAUGUGCAUAUUAGGUUUUGGACUGGAUCUUUUAGGUUGUUAUCAAAUUCAGCUUCAGAUCUUAGUUGAUCGCACAAUAUGUAGAUUUUAUCACAUGCAGGUGAUCCUCCAAUCUGUCAAUGGAGGCAAAAAUUUUUCGGUUUCUUAAGAUUGUCGGUGUGGGGUUUAAAGCAAGAACUGAAGCAGAAGGUCGACAACUGUUUCUGAAGCUGGGUUACAGCCAUGAGGUGGAAUUCUCUGUUCCUCCUGCUGUUCGAGUUUUCUGCUUCAAACCCAACAUAAUUUGUUGUACUGGGAUAAACAAAGCGCGAGUACACCAGUUUGCAGGUGCCGUCCGUAGCUGCAAACCUCCCGAAGUUUACAAGGGCAAGGGUAUAAUGUACAUUGAUGAAGUCGUGAAGAAAAAGCAAGGAAAGAAGUCAAAGUAAAGCUAGAAGGAUCGUAUGGUCUAUGUGGUUUAUGCAUAAAUCUGGAAAAUGACGACUGCCUUUUGAUGUGUGAAAUUUUCAUUCCUCCAGCAAUAACCGAUUUCAUUCAUGAUCUAGUGCAGUUGGCUGUUGGAUUUCUUGGUCUCCCAUAUAUGGUAUUAACCAUGGGGGCAACUGCCCUCCUGUGUUUUGACUACAUUAGCUGAAAUUACUUAAGAGCAUCAGUCUUAUUAUUCUGGUA